Messenger RNA from Striga asiatica, 577 nucleotides. Lineage: Eukaryota; Viridiplantae; Streptophyta; Magnoliopsida; Lamiales; Orobanchaceae. The record is from the annotation of a GenBank genome assembly.
GCCGUCUCUCAGUCUCGAUUUCAACUUAAAAGACAACAAAACAUCCCUAUUUAGCUUAGAACAUCGUAGCAAAGGUUCAAGCAUCUUUCUUUAAUACCAACAAUUUGAGUCGAAACUCCAGGACACAACACAAGAAAUUCGCAUGGACGAGGCUGAAUUCAGGCAGCUACUCGAGCUUUUCCCCGUCGUCCGAUCCCGAGAUUAUAUCGCAGAUUCGGAUUCUUCAAGUCAAGUAACUCGGUCUGAACCAAAUAGAGAGGUAAAGGAAUGGCAAGAUGCAUGGAAUGACGAGGACAAAAGAGGUUCAGAUACCUUUAGAGACAACGUUCAUGAAGCAUUUUGGGGAAAACUGAAGUCAGCUGCUGAGAAGAAGGUGGGUGCGGCUGAUGCAGAAAAGUUCUGCAAGAUAUUUGAACAAGUUUAUAAGAAACUCAUUUGGACGGUUUCUGUGAGGUUUUGCACUUUAGUUCAACAGUUUGUACCUCGAGUAAGGAGUAAGGACCCUGAUUCUGGUCAAGAAAAGGAAAGAAAUGAAAAGACGAAACAGGAAAUGGAAGAAAGUUUUGGUAACAACUGA